AAAGUACGUCUGAGACUGAUUCACGAAGAACAUACACUCUACAGAAUUACUUGAAUAGUGACUAUCAGUACAGAUCACAUAGUUUGGAGUGGAUUUCAGGAAAUCAGUAUCUUCAUGAAGCAACUAAUGGAGACAUCCUACUUGUCAAUGCUGACACCGGAACAUCCUCAGUAAUCUUGGCGAAUACAACAUUAGAUAAAUACAACGCAACCACAGCUAUAUUGUCUCCUGACCAAAAGUUUGCUCUUCUGCAGUACAGCUAUACAAAGUUGUGGAGGUAUUCCUAUACAGCUUCAUAUUACAUCUAUGAUUUCAAUAGCAGUUCUAUCUUAGAUGAUGGACUGCUACCUAAUGAUACACAAUAUAUAUCCUGGUCACCUGUUGGUCACAAACUGGCAUAUGUGUGGAAUAAUAAUGUUUAUAUAAAAGCUUCACCAACAGCAGAAGCUGUGCAAAUCACUGAAAAUGGCGAAGAAAAUAAAAUUCUCAAUGGAAUACCAGAUUGGGUUUAUGAAGAGGAAAUGUUUAGCAGCCGUUCUGCUCUGUGGUGGUCUCCAAAUGGCAAUUUUGUGGCAUAUGCAGCAUUUAAUGACACAGAAGUUCCUAUUAUAGAGUAUUCCUUUUAUUCUGAUGACACCUUGCAGUAUCCAAAGACCAUUAGAAUCCCAUAUCCCAAGGCAGGAGCUACAAAUCCAACUGUGCAGUUCUUUAUUGUGGAUGCCACGUCGCUUCCUGCUUUCCGCUCUGCAGAAAUUUCUCCACCUGCAGAAAUAAAAUCAGUGGAUCAUUAUUUGAGUGUUGUAACAUGGGUGACAGAUGAAAGGAUCUGUCUGCAGUGGCUCAGAAGAACUCAGAAUUUUUCAGUCCUCGCAGUCUGUGACUUUGAAAAUGCUACUGGAAAUUGGUCAUGUCCACAGGUAAGAGAAAUGAGGAACAACAACGAACGGAAGAAAGUACAACUGGCUGGACAUCUCUCUUGUGUUCAAGUUUCAGCCAUCUGUCCCUUAUUUGCACCCGACAAUACUACCUACUACAAAGUCGUCAGCAAUACAGUAGGUUACAAGCACAUCCAUUACAUAAAUGGCUCAGAGGCUCCAGUACCUAUUACUUCAGGAAAAUGGGAAGUAACCAGCAUAGAAGCUGUAACCAAUGACUUUUUAUACUACAUUAGUAAUGAAAACAAUGGAAUGCCAGGAGGAAGAAAUCUUUAUAAAGUGCUCUUGGAAAGCGGUCCAAAUUCUACUGAAUGUGUUAGCUGUGCUCUGAAUCAAGAAAGAUGCCAGUAUUAUUCUGUGUCCUUCAGCAAAGACUUACAGUAUUAUCAGCUAAAUUGUCAUGGUCCUGGCCUGCCCAUGUCUACUCUGCACAGAAGCAGCGAUGAUCAAGUCCUCAGAUACCUGGAAAAUAACACUGAACUGGAAGAUUCAUUGCAAGAUAUUCAGAUGCCUUCAAAAAUAUUUGGCUCCAUUAGUAUAGGUGGAUACAACCUGUGGUAUCAAAUGAUAUUGCCUCCCCAUUUCGAUUCAUCAAAGAAGUACCCUCUGCUCAUUGAUGUGUAUGCAGGACCCUGUAGUCAGAGAGUAGAUCCUAUCUUCCGGUUCAACUGGGCUACUUACCUUGCAAGCACCGAGCAGAUCAUUGUGGCCAGCUUCGAUGGCAGAGGGAGUGGAUACCAAGGGGAUGAGAUUAUGCAUGCAAUAUACCGGAGACUGGGAACGUAUGAAGUGGAAGAUCAGAUAACAGCAGGCAGAACGUUUUCUGAAAUGAGCUUUGUUGAUGAGGACAGAAUAGGUAUUUGGGGUUGGUCUUAUGGGGGAUACGCGACCUCCAUGGUGCUUGGCUCUGGAAGCGGCGUGUUCAAGUGUGGAAUAGCGGUUGCCCCCGUGUCACGUUGGCAAUAUUAUGAUUCAAUAUACACGGAGCGAUACAUGGGCCUUCCUACAGCAAGUGAUAACCUGAACAACUAUAAUAAUUCAACAGUAAUGGCCAGAGCUGAAAAAUUCAAGGAUGUGGAAUAUCUCCUUAUUCAUGGAACAGCAGAUGAUAAUGUUCACUUUCAGCAAUCAGCGCAGAUUUCCAAAGCUCUUGUUGAUGCUGAAAUAGAUUUUCAAGCAAUGUGGUAUACCGACAAAGACCAUUCCAUCACUGGUCAAGCACAUAAGCAUAUUUAUACCCAUAUGACCCAUUUCAUAAAGGACUGUUUCUCACUGCCCUAGCACCAGCAUUUCGGUUGGCAGUGAUGGUACUUCUCCAGAAAACUCUCUAGCUAACGUACACUGAGCCAGUGUAAACUUUUAUGAAUCAAGAU
Tauraco erythrolophus (red-crested turaco) is the source of this 2308-nucleotide messenger RNA. The record is from RefSeq and is a predicted model, not a curated record. Lineage: Eukaryota; Metazoa; Chordata; Aves; Musophagiformes; Musophagidae.